Hypanus sabinus (Atlantic stingray) is the source of this 5390-nucleotide messenger RNA. It is a transcript of the gene map4k5, whose product is annotated as mitogen-activated protein kinase kinase kinase kinase 5. Lineage: Eukaryota; Metazoa; Chordata; Chondrichthyes; Myliobatiformes; Dasyatidae. Gene Ontology annotation, biological process: protein phosphorylation. Gene Ontology annotation, molecular function: ATP binding; MAP kinase kinase kinase kinase activity. The record is from RefSeq and is a predicted model, not a curated record. The transcript is spliced from 32 exons. Bases 1062 to 3671 code for a protein of 869 amino acids.
CAUUUAUUCCAAACAGAACAACAAGAAAAUAUCCAUCACAUGUCGUUAUGCAAAACGUACAUAGCAUCUAAUGUGAAAUAUACUUACAGGAAGUAUUUGCAGAAUUUAGCUGUUAUUACAUUGUUUAUAUAUUUCAGCAAAACAUUGUACGUAAUGGAAACUGAAUUACUUAUGUCAGACCUGGUCAAAUUACCAACUGUACACAUGCACAGUUGAACUGAAAAACUUCAGUUACUGGCCCUAUUAAGAUAAGCUUCAUCGUCAUUUCUCGCUUUGUUUACAGUCUUAAAUUUGACGUAUUUUGUAAUUCCUAGAGAAGUCACAAGGUGGCAACAUUCAGGGAUUAGUGGACAUUCAUAAUACUCAUUAAUAUUAAUAGAAGUUAAAUUGUUUACUAAAUCAACUUAGCUUGUCAGCCUUUCUUUCAGAGUACAUGAAUUUUAAGAAUAUUUUGAACAGUAAAUAUCGUUAAACAGUAUGCUGCGACAAAUGGCAGUUAAAAAUUGAAUCAAAAACAAAGAAAUGUAAAUCAUUCAGUAGAUCAAGCGGUAUCUAUGAAGAAAAAGAGUUAACGUUUCGAGUCGAAGUGAGAAUUUUUGAAUUUUCAUUUACUGAAAGAAAUGAGCAAUUGUUAACGUUUGGACUGCAGUUGAUUUCAAUGUUCAUCAGAAGGAAAUGACAUACAAGUCACAGUUGAAAACGUAACAAUCAAGUCACUGUGCUAGUAGCCAUAAGUGUGCACCCUUGUGGAAAUAGUUUUUUUGAGCGUCGGGUGGGUGAGGGGGAGAAGAGGAAGAUGGAGUGAGAGACAGGCCGUGCGGAGCGCCGCUGUAGGCCCGCCGCCGCCGCCGCCGCCGCUCGAGGAAACGCGCAGGAGCCGUGGGGCAGGAAAUGGAGCGGGAGCCAUAUUUGGAGGCAGUGCACAGUUUACCAAGUGACGGCUGGGCUGCACGUAGCUGAGCGCACACGCAGACGAGCACUUUCGGAGGGAUAUUCGCGUCCGGAGACGGGCAGCGGGUGCUAGGGAAAGAAGUGGGAGUCCGAGGAGGGGAGAGUGAGCGAUGAACCCUCAGGGCCGGGCGACCGUCAGCGGGGAUAUUCUGAGGAAAAACCCGCAGCUGGACUUCGAGCUGAUCCAGAGGGUCGGCAGCGGUACCUAUGGCGAUGUGUACAAGGCUAGGAAUCUGCAGACUGGAGAGCUGGCUGCAGUUAAAAUUAUCAAGUUGGAACAAGGAGAUGACUUUUCCAUUAUACAGCAAGAAAUAUUUAUGGUAAAGGAGUGCAAGCAUUCCAACAUUGUGGCCUACUUUGGAAGCUACCUAAGCCGUGAGAAGCUAUGGAUCUGUAUGGAAUACUGUGGGGGUGGAUCCCUUCAGGAUAUAUACCAUGUAACAGGACCACUGUCAGAACUGCAGAUAGCUUAUGUGUGCAGGGAAACCUUGCAGGGUCUGGGUUAUUUGCACAGCAAGGGAAAAAUGCACCGAGACAUAAAGGGGGCCAACAUUUUACUGACAGAUCAUGGUGAUGUAAAGUUGGCUGACUUUGGUGUGGCUGCCAAAAUAACUGCAACUAUUGCCAAGAGGAAGUCCUUCAUUGGAACCCCAUACUGGAUGGCUCCAGAGGUUGCUGCAGUAGAGAAAAAUGGUGGAUACAAUCAGCUAUGUGAUAUCUGGGCAGUUGGAAUCACAGCUAUUGAACUGGCUGAACUGCAGCCUCCAAUGUUUGAUUUGCAUCCUAUGAGGGCUUUGUUUUUAAUGACUAAGAGUGGAUUUCAACCCCCUAAGCUGAAAGAUAAAAUGAAAUGGACUGCAACAUUCCAUUCUUUUCUCAAAAUAGCAUUGACAAAAAAUCCAAAGAAGAGACCAACAGCUGAAAAACUACUGACUCAUUCAUUUUUAACACAAUCAACCUUAUUCAGAUCACUGGCAGUAGAUUUAUUGGACAAAGUCAAUAAUCCUGAAAAUCACCAUCUUUUCAAUGAGGCGGAUGAUGAUGAUCUUGAGCCCCUCUCUGCUGUGCCUCAUACAAUUCGCUCCAUUAACAAGAAUACAAGAGCAGAAAGGACACAAUCGGAGAUCAACUUUGACAAAAUGCAGUUUGAACCUCCUUUGAGAAAGGAAACUGAGGCUCACUGUGAAAUGGAGGUAACCAAAGAUGUAGGAUUUGGGUCAUCUUGGAGCCCAUUUGCAGAUGGAGGAAAUAAGGGACACAUAGCACACCAAGAGGAGGAUUUUGACAGUGCACUGUCAACACUUAAAAGAGCAGUUGUAAUUCCACCUCCACUUCCACCAAAGCCAAGAAUACACAGCGUUUCGGAUCUUCCAGAUGAAGAGAGUUCUCUGACGAUCAAGCGGCAGCCUUGUACCAAAAAUGGACCAUCAGCUGUGCCAAGAAGACAGAGUACUCCAACAUCCCUAUAUCAAUCAGAGAUGCUUGAAUCAGCCCUUACAAACAGUGUCAGUAGCCCAGGAUUGCUUGAUACCAGAGCCUGUGACUUAGAAGGUCCUUCAGGCUUAAAUGGUGAACAUCCUCCAGUAUUACCUCGAAGAAAAGAAAAAAAAGAUUUUCCUAAGCCAGCUACCAAUGGUCUUCCUCCAACACCAAAAGUCCAUAUGGGAGCCUGUUUUACUAAGGUAUUUGAUGGGUGUCCUUUGAAGAUAAAUUGUGCUACCUCCUGGAUACAUCCUGAGACAAAAGAUCAGUAUUUAAUCUUUGGAACUGAUGAUGGCAUUUACACAUUAAAUCUGAAUGAACUUCAUGAAGCUUCAAUGGAGCAGCUUUUUCCUCGAAGAUGUACCUGGCUUUAUGUGAUCAAUGACAUUUUAAUGUCUUUAUCAGGUAAAACGUUUCAGCUUUAUUCACACAACCUAGUUGGCUUAUUUGAACAGGCAAAGAAACCUGGGUUAGCAUCCCAUAUUCAAACACAUCGUUUUCCUGAUAAGAUAAUACCCAGGAGAUUUGCCUUAACAACAAAAAUUCCUGAAACUAAAGGUUGUCACAAAUGUUGCAUUGUGCGGAAUCCAUACACUGGUUGGAAAUACCUCUGCGGGGCACUGCAGUCUGGUAUUGUUUUGCUUCAGUGGUAUGAACCAAUGCAAAAAUUCAUGCUAAUAAAGCAUUUUGAUUUUCCACUUCCAAGCCCUCUGAAAGUGUUUGAAAUGCUUGUGGUACCUGAACAAGAAUACCCAAUGAUCUGUGUAGCUAUCAGUAAGGGCAGUGAACCCAGCCAGGUGGUCCGGUUUCAGACAAUAAACCUGAAUUCUUCUUCCUCUUGGUUUACAGAGAUUGGUUCAGCUACCUGCCAGUUAGAUACCAUCCAUGUAACCCAGUUGGAAAGGGAUACAGUUCUUGUCUGCAUGGAUCAAAAUGUUAAAAUUGUAAAUCUUCAUGGUAAAUUGAAGUCAAGCAAAAAACUGGCAUCAGAGUUAAGUUUUGACUUCUGCAUUGAAUCAGUAGUGUGUCUUCAGGACAGUAUACUGGCCUUCUGGAAGCAUGGCAUGCAGGGCAAAAGCUUUAAGUCAAAUGAAGUCACCCAGGAGAUAUCUGAUAAAAGCAGAGUUUUUCAUCUGUUAGGAUCUGAUAGAGUUGUAGUUCUAGAAAGUCGACCAACAGAUAAUCCUAUGGCUUACAGCAAUCUCUAUAUCCUAGCUGGCCAUGAAAACAGUUACUAAGCAACAUCAAGAAACUUAAUCACAGGGACUGCUGCUUCAAUUGGAGCAAACAGAAAACAGCUUCAAACAAUGAAGAUUCACUGCUGAGAGAAUUAUAAAAUGGGAGUAGAAGUCGGCCCAGGCCUUGACUAAUUGAACUUUUGACUUGUAUUCAAUUCUAUCAUGAGGUAGAUUUCCUAAGAAAGCGAGUAAAUUUGGUGGCUAGAUGUGGCUUAUUAAAAUAUUCAGCCACUGUGUGGUUUGUCUGUCAUAUCAAAUGUGCUUCAUAAAAUCCCUGACGAGCUGUGACUUUGUAAACCAUAACAAAUAUAUAAUUUCUAAUUUUACAAAGUGAAAGUAUACAGAAAUUUUUGUUAAGUGCCACAUUUUCUAAUACUUUUCCCAAAGGUCUUUUUUAUUUCGUAAAUGCCUUGCAUCAAAGUUUGAUGCUUUAUUCUGCUUUUUGUCUGUGUGAUCUAAAUCUACUUGCAGAAUAGUGUAACUAUUUUAUAGGAAUUUUUUUAAGGCAUCAGCUGCGGGACUGUACAGCUUUAAAAUUUCUGCCAUAGUAUAACGUUAAACUGAAUAUUUAAAUGCUUUAUUUAUUAAUCUGUCAAUGGUAUUAAAAAUUAUAUUCAUUGGGGAAAUAGCUAAUGAUAAUUUUUCAUAUUUGCAUUGCAUUGUUUGGGGUUAUAAGGGAAAAAGUGUUCUAGCAUAAGCACAUUGUAGUAUUUAAUUCAGACUUUAAUUCUUACACAUUGUAUAAAGGCACUAUAUAAGCACUUUUUUGUACAACUUUUAAAUUGGAAGGCUUAGCUGUAUAGAUGCCACAGUGUUUUUCAUGCAUUUUAAUCUCUUUGUAUGUAUAUUUCAGUUGCUUUUGUACGCAUGUAUUAAUAGUGUAUUGAUGAAACAGGUGAAAAUUAAUAACAAAUACACGUGUUUGAAAAAUCUAGUUAAAAUGCUCCUGGCUGUUUUAAUCCUAAAUGUGUGGGAACCAUCACGUUUCAUUCAUUAUUUACUUUGGAAUUGGAAUAUGGUUUAAUUUCCAACCUGAGAACAUCUUUGGUUAUCAUUUCAGCUCUACCUCACCUUCUGAAUAUUAUCCCUUUUUUCAUCAUCUAGUCAUUUCAGUGAAUUUUUCGUAUUUUCAUUUUUAAGUAUCCUUUUUUAAAAUUCAGUAACACUAUAGCCAAAUAAUUUGAAUUGAUACUUUGUAAUAAGCAUCUGUAAAUAAUGUACAAUAAAGUAUUCAAUGCUCUCCUAAAUUUGUUUCAUAUUUGCUUCAAGUGAACAAGCACUAGAAAGCUGUUCUAUUUUAAUAUCGGAAGCAGUAGAACAUAAUAUUUCUUUGUGUAGAGAAAAGCUUGUGUGAAUUUCAUUACUGGUUUUUCUACUUCUUGUUGCUGAUCUAGCUGUUAUACACUCUGAUGUUUCACCAAAAUAUUAUUUUAUAACUUUUGUGGUUUGAAUAAUUUACAAACUGAAUUACAAAAAUAUUUUGCUUGUAUUUUUAGUAUUCUCGCAUGCUGUAUGAGCUGGUAUUGUUACCAAUCUGCUGCAUUGUAUAUUUUUCCUUAAAAUGAUUGUUUAAACGAUGACAUCACAUUAAGUGUUUUGAAUGGUAAUAAGUUUCUUUGAUGAUAAUAUUCAAAUAGAUUCUGAGGAUAAUUAUUUUGAGCAGCAUUUUGGGGCUCAUUUCUAAAAUAUUUCUAUCAAUUAAAAUAUUUAUUUUAAGGA